This is a messenger RNA of Nicotiana attenuata, 543 nucleotides long. RefSeq lists its product as uncharacterized. The transcript has 2 exons. Gene Ontology annotation, molecular function: nucleic acid binding. The coding region runs from base 1 to 543 and encodes 180 amino acids. Gene Ontology annotation, biological process: DNA integration. Lineage: Eukaryota; Viridiplantae; Streptophyta; Magnoliopsida; Solanales; Solanaceae. The record is from RefSeq and is a predicted model, not a curated record.
AUGAAGAAAGCACAUUUGGGCUCAUGUGGAGCAUAUCAAUCUGGUCCUAAGCUCCAUUGUCACAUCAAGAGGAUGGGCUACUACUGGCCAAUAAUGGUGAAAGACUGCAUGGAGCAUGUCAAAAGAUGUCAAGUACGACAUACCAAGAUAAUAAUCAUUGAUAAUGGAACGCCAUUUGACAACAAGCUCGUAAGGAGUCUAUGCGAGAAGUUCGAUUUCAAGCAAAAUAAGUCUUCAAUGUAUAAUACACAUGCCAAUGGCCUUGUUGAAGAUUUUAACAAGACGUUUGUUAAACUUUCGAAGAAAGUUAGUGCAAAGAACAAGAGAAACUGGCAUGAGAAAAUUGGUGAAGCUUUGCGGGUAUGCCGGACAACCUUUAGAACUGCUACACAAGAAACUCCAUACUCUUUUGUAUAUGGCAUAGAAGUAUUCCUUCCAUUGGAGCAACGAACUCCAUCAUUACACAUCUCACAAGGACUCACUUCCAAAGAUAAUGCUCAACUUUGCCAAGUAGAGUUAGAGACAUUGGGUGAGAAAAGAUAG